Messenger RNA from Tetrahymena thermophila SB210, 1188 nucleotides. RefSeq names its product choline/ethanolamine kinase. Gene Ontology annotation, cellular component: cytoplasm. Gene Ontology annotation, molecular function: ethanolamine kinase activity; choline kinase activity. Lineage: Eukaryota; Ciliophora; Oligohymenophorea; Hymenostomatida; Tetrahymenidae. Gene Ontology annotation, biological process: phosphatidylcholine biosynthetic process; phosphatidylethanolamine biosynthetic process. The record is from RefSeq and is a predicted model, not a curated record. The transcript has a single exon.
AUGGAUUUGGAUACUUUGAUUGAAUAUAAGGAAAUUUUGGUUGAUAACUUGCCUGAAUGGAAGGAUACAACUGAUUUACGUUAUAUCGAAUUGAAAAAGCUUACUGGUUUGACAAAUGCUACUUAUCGCGCAAAAAACAAUGACCCUAACUUGACCACUUCCAAUAAAAUCGCAGUUAUUCGUAUUUUUGGUACUGUCGAGGGUUUGGUUGAUAAGGCUAAAGAGCACACUAUCUUCAAUGAAUUGGGAAAGAAUGGUGCUGGUCCUAAGUGUCUUGCUUACGGAGGUUCAUGGCGUAUUGAGGAAUAUAUUGAUCAAGGUGUUCACCCUGAUUUAACCACUAUGCGCAGUAAAACUUACAGACGCUUAAUAGCCAAGUAUUUAUCUUAAUUCCAUAAAAUCUAACUUUCUAACAUCCCUCGUGAAGAACCUUCUAUUAAGAAAUACUUGGAUACUAGAACUGAGUCUUUCAAACCUUUCUUUGAUAAAAUGAAAUAGGGAGAACUCUUCAGUUCAGAAGAGAAGGAAAAGCUUAAGGAAUUUGAAGAAAUCGUUAGUGAAAAGGAAGUUGAAUUCUUAUAUUCUAUCCUUCCUAAAUCUGAGACUAGACUUUGUCACAAUGAUUUGAACAACUUAAAUAUUUUCUACAAUGUUAACACCUCAUCUGGAAAUCGUCUCAAAUUCAUUGACUUUGAAUAUUGCUCAUACAAUUAUUGCGCUUAUGAUAUUGCUAACUAUAUGAACGAAUCUCAUUUCAAUUACAAUUUCCCUGAAGAUCCUUAUUAUGACAUUGUAAAAGAAAACAUAUUCAAAAUUGACGAUAUUAAUGAUUUCGUUGAACAUUAUAUUGCUGCCAAGCACAUCGAAGAUGAGACAAUCUUAUCUCAAUUCGAAGAUGAAAUAGCAGCUGCAGCUAAUGACGAAUCUGCUGCUCGCAGAAUCCCUCUUAAAUAUGCUUUAAAAUAUAUGAGCCAAGAGUCUUUUGUUGAGCUCUGCAACUAGCUUGUUUAUGAAGUCUUAUGCUGCUAAAUUCUCUCCAACUGGUAUUGGGUUGUCUGGUCAGUUAUUACCGCAAAGGCUCCUGGUAUGCUUUUUAAUCAUAUUCACUAUGGUGCUGCCAGACAUUAAAUUUUCAAGGAUCUUAAGACUUAACUUUCUGAAUUCACUUAGAAAUAAGCUAGCAUCUGA